Saccostrea cuccullata (small rock oyster) is the source of this 375-nucleotide messenger RNA. RefSeq lists its product as uncharacterized. Bases 1 to 375 code for a protein of 124 amino acids. The record is from RefSeq and is a predicted model, not a curated record. The transcript has 4 exons. Lineage: Eukaryota; Metazoa; Mollusca; Bivalvia; Ostreida; Ostreidae.
AUGGGGUCGGCGGAUCCAAAUAUUUCAAGGAAAAAUAAAGAGAGGGAAAAAAAUCCUGUAUUGAGGGAAUUCCUACAACAACCCCUUAAACAAAUAUCAAAGACUUCAAGUUCAUUCGGAUUGAUCUGUUCCCAAAACUAUAACCUGGGCUCUUGUAUGGAAAAUAUAGGUCUGAUCCAGCAUCCCAAUAACACUCCACAAGAAUAUAUUUCCUCAACCCUUGACUUCUCGGAUAUGGACGAUCAAAGUGUACUUAACCAAAAGUAUCUGGUACCCGACAAGCCCACACCAGCCCAACAUUUGAAGACAUCAGAAAAGACAUCUCUAUCAGUGAAGACCAUCCUCAAAACAGAAAAUCAGCACCAAGCAAUUUAA